Messenger RNA from Aspergillus udagawae, 228 nucleotides. RefSeq names its product LysM peptidoglycan-binding domain-containing protein. The transcript has a single exon. The record is from RefSeq and is a predicted model, not a curated record. Lineage: Eukaryota; Fungi; Ascomycota; Eurotiomycetes; Eurotiales; Aspergillaceae. The coding region runs from base 1 to 228 and encodes 75 amino acids.
AUGCCGGGCAUUUCAGAGAAUUGCGAUGGCUUCUACAAGAUCUCCUCCGGCGAUCAGUGUGACACGAUCGCCAAGGCGCGCGGUAUCAGCAUGGCUAAGCUCAAGAGCAGGAACAGUGCGAUUAAUGAUGCUACGAUCCGGCCGGCCUUUACAUCUCCUUCUGCCAAGUCGCUGGGUUUGACGGCCAUUGGUUGUAAUUACCACGGAGUCAUGAAGUUAGAGCCAUAA